Molecule: messenger RNA, 6542 nt
Organism: Frieseomelitta varia
Lineage: Eukaryota; Metazoa; Arthropoda; Insecta; Hymenoptera; Apidae
Gene: Hr39
Product: nuclear hormone receptor FTZ-F1 beta
Exons: 8
Coding region: 710-3652 (980 amino acids)
Biological process (GO): tissue development; regulation of transcription by RNA polymerase II; hormone-mediated signaling pathway
Cellular component (GO): RNA polymerase II transcription regulator complex
Molecular function (GO): RNA polymerase II cis-regulatory region sequence-specific DNA binding; nuclear receptor activity; zinc ion binding
Source: RefSeq, a predicted model, not a curated record
AAAGAGAGAGAAAGAGAGAGAGAAAGAGAGACACAGGUAGGAGACGAACUUGUGGUAUGAGGUAGCCACCAGUCAACAGCGGAGACGGAGACGGAGACGGAGACGGAGACGGAGAGUCCGAGGUAGCCCGUGUCCGUGUCCGUGUCUGUAGCUGUAGCUGCCCGUGGCUCUCGUUGUAACUCGUUGUAACGUGACGCGAAGGUGUGCCAAGCUCUUUCGGUUGCCUGUUACUUCGUCCGAAGACGCCCGAUCGCACGUCUACCAUAGUGUCGCGUAUCGAAAGUGUCGGCAGUGGUGUUGUGUGAUCUGUCUGCUUGUCUAUCUAUCCUCGUGUCGAGCCGAAAAAAAAACUGCACCAGUCGAGCCGUACAUCAUCGCGGAAAACUGUCAAGAGUGUCGUGUGCUCCAGACGCUGGCUUCUAGGAACGCGAACGCUCAAACGAACAGACAAUCAUCGCAAUCAUCGAGCUGUACGCGAAACAUAAGGCACGCAAGCAUCGAUCGUUCUUCGAUCGUUUCUUCGAUGUUUGAACUCAAGCUGUUGUGGUCGAUAGACGUCCAAUAGAGAUACAGUUUAUCCGGGAAAUAGUCGCAAAGACUAGUUCCUAGAAAAGCCACAGCGGAUUGUUUCCAGAAUGCCGCAAGCUUUCGCGACCAUCCAAAGACUGCGAGUCGCAUCACGAGCGUGCGACAGAUUAACUAGCUGAGAAUGUCGGAGCAAAACGGGCCCAGCGAGGGCCCAGGUCCAGGCCCAGGCCCAGGGCCUGGUUCUGGCUGGUGGCCAGCCUCGCAAUCCUGGAAAACGAAUUCCUGCACCGCCGCCUCCUCAUCCACUAGUUCAACCGUUCCAGACAGCUCCGCCUCCGUCUCUGCUUCCUGCACCACCACUACCUCCUCCCUGGCGACCACCACAUCGGCCACUUCCUCGACUAGCUGCUGUUCCUCGACCCAUGGCAAUGGACCAUCUGGAACGAUCACUGCAGUCCGCUCUUCCGAAACAGGAAAGAAUGUCUCUGUCACGACGAUUAACGUACCUCCUAAUCAGGAUAUGCACGAUGGCAAAGGUAUAUGCAAGUAUCUUACCGGUCAAAACGGCGUGACAGUAUCUGUAGUGUCAAGCUGUGGCUCCGUACUAGGGUGUGGAAAUGCGAAUGUCGCGUCAACCACGGGUAUUGGCACCAGUACUGGGACGCAGAGUAUUGGAAUUGGAGUCAACGUCCUCAGCCAGAAUACGGCGGAUGACAAUGCGGAGGACAGUGACGUCGAGAUAAGCAAAAUCGACUUUCGGGGGGUGAAUUUACGUACGAAAAAGAAACGAGAUGUAUCGGGUAGCCAGAGUGGAGAGAAAAUCGGUGAUGGAGAGGUCGAAGAUGGGAACGGCUGUUAUGAUGGGAAUGACGCGUCUCAACAACAACCCGAGAGGCCCAUGUCGUGGGAAGGAGAACUUUCUGACCAAGAAAUGUCUUCCAAUACAAUUACAAAUCAAGAUACUCACGAAGAUACAUCAAUGGAGGGUGUUCAAGUGUGUGGCCCGAGUCCGGGACCAAUGGAGCAAAAAUUUCCGAUAAAACCAGAACCAGACUUUCAGUCCAAUCCAAGAUUCACGUUUGGUUCUUUUCACGAUACAGGAUUACCUUUGGUUCACGGCCAACAAAUACAGCAACAACGCAACAUCGAGAAUCUUGAGCAGACGCAGCAAAACGAUUUGCCUCUUCUCGUAGGAAAAUUACUUGGUGGUUAUAAUAGUUCAACUCCAAAUCACAGUCCGGUGUUGAAUCCUAGACACCAUUUGACAAAGCAUAGCCAUACAAGAUCGCAGGUGCCGUCACCGGACUCGGCGAUUCAUUCCGCAUACAGCGUAUUCAGUUCUCCAACGCAAAGUCCUCACGCAGCUCGCCAUUCCGCUCUAGGCACGGGAAGUCCAGUCCCGUCUUCGUCGCUGUCCUUGUCGCGACACAGUUUUAAUAAUUCCACCUCUUCGUUGUCGCUCUCGUUAUCACAUUCGCUCUCGAGAAACAAUUCGGAUGCCUCGAGCAGCUGCUACAGCUACGGCUCUCUUAGUCCACCCACGCACUCGCCCGUUCAACAACCGAGACAUCCGCAGCAUCAUCAGCAUCAAGUUGCUCAAGGAAGUCCACUCCAUCUACCAGCAACGGCCUCUCCCGUCAUUGCACAUCACUAUUCUUCCUCUGCACCGGGUUCAGAGCUAUCUCCAGAAGGACAUGCUGCUACAGACGAUCAGGAAGACUGCAGAAUACCUUCAGCACCGUCUGGAAUAUCCACGAGACAGCAAUUGAUUAACAGCCCGUGUCCAAUUUGUGGGGACAAGAUCAGCGGUUUUCAUUACGGGAUAUUCUCGUGCGAGUCGUGUAAGGGAUUUUUUAAACGCACCGUCCAGAAUCGAAAGAAUUAUGUGUGCCUUAGAGGCGCGGGCUGUCCAGUCACCGUCGCUACCAGGAAAAAAUGCCCCGCCUGUAGAUUUGACAAGUGCCUCAAUAUGGGUAUGAAGCUCGAGGCGAUCAGAGAGGAUCGCACCAGAGGUGGCAGAAGUACGUAUCAAUGUACGUAUACUCUUCCAGCAAGUCUUGUCGGUAGUCCCGCGAGUAACAUCGCCAACGAUAAAUCAACCACGGGGGGAAAUUGUAGUCCAGCUCCAGCUGGUAACGAACAUCACUAUCCGGCAAGGCACCACUCGAAUCACUCGCAUAAAAUGCAAGUGGUACCCCAACUUCUACAGGAUAUCAUGGAUGUAGAACAUUUAUGGCAUUACAAUGACAAUGAUCGCAUGACUGGGAUUCAAAAUGCAGGGAUGAAUCCGUCUAGAAACAACGAUACAAUGUUAUUAGGUGUCAGAAGUAGCGGAGGAUCUGGAAUAGAGAACGACACAGAUUCGAGUGUUGAGUGUUCCUCUAAUGGAACCACAGGAAAUGGCAAUCCCAGUAACAGAAGAGACGACAGAUCAUGCUCUAGUGUUUCAAAUGCUAGUAACGAACAAUGUGCUGCAUCCAUUAGUAGCAGUUCUCAAAUUAACAACACCAAUGGUAAUCCAACACAACAUCCUGAUUUCCUGUCAAACCUCUGCAACAUCGCUGACCACCGACUCUAUAAAAUAGUGAAAUGGUGCAAGAGUUUACCAUUAUUUAAGAACAUUUCAAUCGAUGAUCAAAUCUGUUUGUUAAUUAAUUCCUGGUGCGAGCUACUGCUCUUCUCAUGCUGUUUCCGCAGCAUGAGCACUCCAGGUGAAAUUAGAGUGUCUCUCGGCAAGUCGAUUACACUAGAACAAGCUAGGCAGCUUGGUUUGGCGACCUGCAUUGAGAGGAUGCUUGCAUUCACUAACAAUUUGAGAAGGCUCCGAGUAGAUCAAUACGAAUAUGUGGCAAUGAAGGUUAUAGUGCUGUUAACUUCUGACACAAGUGAACUAAAAGAACCUGAAAAAGUUAGAGCAUCUCAGGAAAAGGCUUUACAAGCCCUACAACAAUAUACUAUAGCAAGGUAUCCGGAAAUGCCUGCUAAGUUUGGUGAAUUAUUAUUGAGAAUUCCAGAUUUACAAAGAACAUGCCAGGCAGGAAAGGAAUUGUUAAGUGCGAAACGUGCUGAAGGAGAAGGCAGCUCAUUUAAUUUGUUGAUGGAAUUGUUGAGAGGAGAUCAUUGAAUUAUUAUCAUACUGAACAAUGCCAUUCCACGCUUAUAGAGUCCGCAAGCUUAAGGAAUCAGGUGUAUUAGAUAAUCAAGGAGCAGCAAAAAUGGAACUAUAAACAGAACUAUAAACAUUGCAAUCUACGGUACAUUAGUUGUGGGUGAAGGAACUACGCUCUUAUAGAAGUUGAUUAGUUGAUGCAUAAUGGAUGAAAAAUGUUUCUUUUUUCUACAUCUUUCUUUUUGUCUUUUUUUUUAUAAUUAAAAAUGCUAUCACGGAGGUGUUGCAUAAUGCAAUUCCACCUUGAAAAAUAUGAAUUUCGAAGCGGCCUAUGGCAUGCUCGAAAUAUCCAGCAUGCAUAUUAAUGCAAAAGAGACUGAAAGUAUAAUUGAAGGAGAGAGCAGAGCAUUUACUUUUACAAUAUCAAUGUACAGAGAUAGAGAUAGAGAGAGGGAGAGAGAGAGAGAGAGAGAGAGAGAAUGAGAGCAUGAGAGAGAGAGAGAGAGAGAGAGAGAGUGAAAGUUAUUAUCAAAUAGUAUAAAAAUGCUAAAUUUUAUUAGGUAGGUACAAUCUGUUCAAGUAAACGACAAAUACAGAGUUUUAACUUUGAUAAUUAUCAUAAUAAUAAUAAAACAACCAGUAUUUUGUAUCGUUCUGCGCUUACUUAAAAAUAAGACAUAGAGUAAUGUCUUAUGCCCCGGUAAUGAAAGUGUACUUAAAAUAUGAGUCGACCAAUUGUUUACUUAUAGAGCAGUUAAUCAUGUAAUAAUUAAUAGGUAAUAAUAUUUAGCUAACAUAUUAUCAACAGAACAUUAUGAUUUUUAUCCAUUAUACAAAUACAUUUUUUUAAUUCUCUGUAUGUUUUAACACAUACCAACGAUGGAAAGAUUUCGUAAAUAAACUUGAUACGUUUUUUUAAAUCGUGCGAAAUUUACAAUUUUUUUUUUUUGUAAAUAAAUUGUAUUUUGACGCGCACGUUUCCAAAUUAUAUAUUAUAUUCAAAGAAAUUUUUAUAAGAAUCACGUUUGUUUGUUAUUAAAAUUUUACGAUUAUUGUUUAGAAACUAAGACAGAUUAUAUUUGGUUUAUUAUAUUUAUGUAAAAAAUAUGUAUUUUUUAUCAUAACGAUACUAUAAUAUUAUCAGUGAUUAAAGAUUUCUAUCAAAAAUAAAUAUGAAAUUUGCAAUAUUCGAGAAACUUAAUUAUAUUCAUCAAAUACGUUAUCAAAACGGAAAGUUAAUUUGUUAUUCAUUUAAUAUUAUUGUUAGAAAAAAAGAUGUUAUAAAAAUAUAAUAGAAAAAUUGCGCUUUGAUUAUAAGCUGGUGCAAUUUCUUAUUUUAAAUAAAUAUGGGAUUUUUCUACAAAAAGAUCAGUUGUAAAAUGGACAAGGAAUACUCAUCUCUGUCGUUGGUAUUAUAAUGAGACUGUCAUAUCAACGCAUUAUUCUUUUUGUUAAUGCAGCAAUUAAGUUUCUUUUAAUUCACUGAUAAGAACAUUACAACUUGCAAUACUUAAUCCGUAAUGUAACUUGUAAGAAUCGUCUUCCCAUCUUUACAAUAGAUUUCCUUGUGUAAAAAUUGUAGAUUGAUCUGUUGUACACACAGUGUUCAUUAAAUAUGAUAAAAAUAAGACCUUUAUUAACAAAGAUAUAAGAAAAUUUUUUCAUAAAAUUUCAAAUUUGAAGUAUUUGAAUUGGUUUUAGUGGUGUAACAUUAAGUAAUAUAAUUGUUAAUUUAUUUUCAAUCAUUUUGAUAUCAAUUCUAACAUAUUAGUACAAGAAAGUUUUUAAAAUAUUGAGAUACUUAAUAACAUUGAUCUCUUAUUUAUUGACUUUAAUGAAACAUUUUGUGUAUGCAUAACGUUGUGUGCAUCGUGAAAAUGCAUUUUAUUUGUAAAUUUGGGUUUUCCCAUUAAGCAUCAAAUUCUCAUUGUACUUGUCAUUUGAAAAAUAUUAACACGCAUUCAGUUAAUACAUCCUCUUCAUGUUUCAAUAAUGAACAAUUUUUCAUAGUAAUUUCUUUUUCUAUAGAGGCCAAGUUUUCUAUUUCCAAGGAUCUUUUUAAGUAAUUUUUACCUAGUAUUGGAAUAAAAUUAACAAGAUUAAAAUAAAUAAAACUUGUAGCUGUAAAUGCACCGAUGAAAAUAUUUUAGUCUCUUAAUUUGUAAUAACCUGCUGAGAACAUAACUUUUGAAUACAUUGUUUUGGUAUUGCCAACUGUAAUUAUUUAAGAAAGAAGGAAAAAUGUGUAUUAUGUUGAAAAAUACAAACAGUUUUACAGUAAAGGAUGUACAUAUCAUUUAACUUAAAACGAAUUAUACAUAAUUAGAAAUUUUCCUGUUGAAAAAAGUAUUACUAGUACAUUAGUUAGUAAAGUGGAAGUUGGUGGAAAGCAAUUACUGAAAUAUUUGUGCCUUUGAUGAAAUUUAGUACUUUGAUCCCUAGAGCGUGAUGCGAGAUGGACACAAGAAGAAUAAAAUAAAAUUCAUCUUGUAAAAAUAAUACAAAUAUAUUAAAAUUAACAAAUUAAUUGUUUGAUUAAAACAAUUAACCGAUGGAGAACUUGAGCGUGCACAAAGUACGUUAUAUGCGUAUUUAGUAUGUACUAUGUUCAUUGCGUACGAUGAACCUACCUUGUAUUUUUCCUGCCUUUUAAAAUUAUUAUUACUACUUCCUUAUUUCCACCUUAUUAUUUGUAAUAACUUUUUACUUUCUUAAGAUAUUUUUAAGGGCAAACAAAUGAUCAGAUUGUUGUAAAAAAUCGGACAAAAACAGGCUGCAAAAAUAUAAUAAGAAAAACUCUUUAUAUUAAGACAGAAAGAUGGCUAUUUAAGCGCAAUUAGAGGGUAGAUUUAUACAUGCAAUAUACAACAUGUUUAUUACGAAAUGAAUAAAUUUGUAUAAUUCA